AUGGCGCCGGCCGACGGCAAGGACGCGCCCCCUCCUCCCCGCCCCCCGCCUCCCCCCGCCGGGCCGGCCCUCCCCGGCGGCGCGGAGGAGUACGUGCGCGACUCCAUCGAGGCCUCCCUCGGCCUCCCCGUGCCCGACCGCUCGCUCCGAGCCAAGCUCGCCGCCUCCGAGGACCUGCGCCGCCGCCUCCAGGACCGCGUCUUCGCGCUCGAGGAGGAACUCCACGCCGCCGCCCGCCGCAUCGACCUCCUCAAGGUCCGUCCGCCUCUUCCCCCUUUCCCCGUCCGUUCCGUUCCGUUCCGCAUCGGCGGUUACCUGGCUGCUCGCUCGCUGGCUGUUCGACGGAAUGCCUGCCUGACGGAUCGAGACGGCCCCGUGCGGUGCGUGCAGAACGAGUCGGCGAUGAACGCGGAGGGGAUCCGGCGGUGCGUGGAGGAGAAGGAGGCCGUGGCGGCCGCGCGCGACCAGCUCGCCGCCCACGCCGCCAGGCUCGAGAAGGAGUGCGGCCUCUACGAGCGCGACCUGGAGCGCGCCAUGGAGUCCUGCGACGAGCUCGCCAGGGAGAGCGACGACCUGCGCAACCGCCUCAGGGACGCCCCCGACCUUACUGAACAAGUGCAAGCGCUGCAGAGGGACAAGGAGAUACUCAAGACCAACCUAAACAAAGCAGAGGAGGAGGUUAAGUUGCUAUUCGAGGAGAACAGAGCCCUCGACGAAGCCAACAAGAGGCUGCUGUGCUUGCUGGAGAAGGAGCAGAAGCAUCGGUCCGAAAGAAAGCACUCGGCCAGUAAUUCCACCAAGAAACGCAAGUCGUCGAGCCUCAAGGACACGAGCCCGGUCGGCCUGGCCAUCGAUUUCAACAGUGCGGACGCGUCGAGGCAGCCCCUGUUGCCCUUGCAGCCAAACUCUCCGGACUGCAGGGUCCAUAAGAAGUGA
Triticum turgidum subsp. durum (durum wheat) is the source of this 936-nucleotide messenger RNA. Lineage: Eukaryota; Viridiplantae; Streptophyta; Magnoliopsida; Poales; Poaceae. The record is from the annotation of a GenBank genome assembly.